GGUCUGUGUACGAAUUUCCCUGUCUGUUAGCAAGGUAGCUACUAGCUACCUAUUUUAAUACAAACUGGGCGACAGACAUUAGCUCGCGAGCUAGUUUUGUAUUUAAUCAACCUGUCUGUUUCUCGACCGAGGUGUUCGUUCCAUUUGUGUUGGCCCUGUACUAUUUUCAAGUAGCCAUAUAGAUUGAUAGCUCACGUGAGAAAUCUCGAGUUUAAGAACGUAGUAGAAAUUAAGAUAGUGACCAUCAUGGCAUAUUUGUUUUCAGUACGAGUUAUAUCAGAACUUAAAACAUCUAGGACUAUAAUACCUUUAAGUAAUAUGGUUACAUACCCUGCGAUGUUAAAUAAUAGACGGUGCUACAGCAGCAAAGUUGGAUCAGAAUCUGAAUAUUUGCAUAAGAGCAUUGUUCCAACCAUGCACUAUCAAAGAAGUUUACCACGACUGCCAGUUCCAAAGCUGGAAGACACAAUUAAGCGUUACUUGGCUGCCCAGAGGCCCCUCUUAAAUGACGAACAGUACAGAAACACAGAGAAACUGGCUCACAACUUCCAAAGUGGGGUGGGGAAAGAGCUGCAUAACGACUUGGUGGCUCAGGACAUGAAGAACAAGCACACAAGCUACAUCUCUGCUCCAUGGUUCGACAUGUACCUUUCUGCAAGGGAUCCGGUGGUGUUGAACUUCAAUCCUUUCAUGUCUUUCAACGCUGACCCAAAGCCAGAAUAUAAUGACCAGCUACUGCGUGCCACCAACAUGGUGGCCUCAGCGGUGCGCUUCAUGAAAACACUUCGGGGGGGAUUCCUGGAGCCCGAGGUUUUCCACCUGAACCCUGCCAAAAGCGACACAGAGAGUUUCAAAAAGAUCAUACGCUGGGUGCCACCAGCACUUUCUUGGUAUGGGGCUUAUAUGGUGAAUGCCUACCCUUUGGACAUGUCCCAAUACUUCCGGCUCUUCAACUCCACCCGCAUCCCCAAGCCUGGCACAGAUGAGCUCUUCACUGACGCAAAGGCCCGACACCUGCUGGUGAUGAGGAAGGGCAACAUGUAUGUGUUUGACAUCGUCGACCGUGACGGGAAUCUAGUGAAGCCAGCGGAGAUCCAGGCCCAUUUAGAGUAUAUCCUGUCUGAUCCGUCCCCAGCCCCAGCCUUCCCAUUGGGCUUCCUGACCAGUGAGAACCGAGAUGUGUGGGCAGGUCUGCGCGAGAAGCUGCUGGCAGCAGGGAAUGGGGAGGCGCUAAGAACAGUAGACAGUGCACUCUUCUGCCUGUGCCUGGAUGAUGAGCCUAUGCAUGACCAUAUCCACAUAUCCCAUAACAUGCUGCACGGUGAUGGGUGCAACCGCUGGUACGACAAAUCUUUCAGCAUCAUCCUGACCAAAGAUGGGAAUGCUGCCAUUAACUUUGAGCACUCCUGGGGAGAUGGCGUUGCUGUCCUCCGCUUUCAGAAUGAGGUUUUCAAGGACACCACAGAGCAGCCACUGGUCAACCCUGGCUCCACAGCAGCUGCUGUUGAUUCGGCCUCUGUGGUGCGCAGGCUUGACUUCAAGCUGGACAGUGAGCUGGAAAACGGCAUCAGCAAAGCGAAAGAGAACUUCCAGGCAGCCAUCUCCAAGCUCACUAUUGCCGCGGUGCAGUUCCAGAGAGGGGGGAAGGAGAUGCUGAAGAAGAAGAAGCUGAGCCCAGAUGCUAUGGUACAGCUGGCUUUCCAGAUGGGCUUUCUGCGGCAAUAUGGACAGACAGUGGCUACUUACGAGUCCUGCAGCACCGCUGCCUUCCGCCAUGGCCGCACAGAGACCAUCCGCCCAGCCAGUGUCUACACCCAGCGUUGCGCCAAAGCUUUUGUUUGCCAGUCAAACCAGUACUCGGUGGACCAGCUGCAAGGCAUGCUGAAUGCCUGCUCUAAAUAUCAUGGGCAGCUCACUAAGGAGGCCGCUAUGGGCCAGGGGUUCGACCGUCACCUGUUUGGAAUGUGCUACCUUGCAAAUUCCAAGGGCAUGCCUCUGCCUAGUUUCUAUCAGGACCCAGCUUAUGCAGCUAUCAACCACAACAUCCUCUCCACCAGCACUCUCACCAGCCCAGCUGUAAGCCUGGGGGGCUUUGCACCAGUCGUGCCUGAUGGAUUUGGAGUGGGUUAUGGGGUCCAUGAUGAAUGGAUUGGAUGCAAUGUCUCUAGCUACCCAGCUCGCAAUGUCCAUGAAUUCCUGCAGUGCGUUCACAAGUCCCUGGAAGACAUCUUCCACGUUUGUGAGGGCAAGCCCAUAAGCUAGGGAUAGGAUAAACAAUAGCCACCAACACUCUAGGGAAAUAAAUGUACAAAGGCAUUGCCAAGAUGUAUGAUCAAUAUUGGGUACCACUGGCUCUUCUCUGCAUGUUUGAAAUUAAGUGGUGAUACCAUGUGUGAUCAUAUUGAAGAAAGAGAGUUCAUUACAGUAGCUCUCUGCUUCAGUUGCAUUUUGUGUUCCCUUAACAUUGUCUAGUAUUAGUUGGGUGCCACACCUUUUUCAACAUACCAUUAAUAACAUACAACAGAGAUUGGCACUUGGCUUGGAGUUUGAGUAGACAAAAAAUCUCAGGUAAAUGCUUUGUAUGUUACUGUCAACUAAUAGAUUGGGUUGUUGGUAUUGAACUGUGAAAGUAUACAAAUUCUCUGCCUUUUCCCCCUUAAUGGUGAAUAAUGAACGAAGGGCUCAUGCUUUUUUUUGUUGUUCAGUACAAGAUAUGUUUAAAUGCAGAUUUUUUUUGUGUGCAACUGGUGUGAUUGUGGGAUCCAUUCUCCAGUACGUAUCAGUCAUUUAUCAUUUUUAAGUGAAUGUGAAAAUACAAGUUAUGAUACAUUUGCCUUUAAAAUCUGAAGUGAGCUUAAACAGAUGUUUAACCUAAUUAUAUUAGACCAUGGUUUUCUUAGAUUCAAUUAGAUUUAUGUGACAUUAGUGUAUGUUUGCUGUUUUUCAUCCAGUUUGGGGAAAAAAUAUUUGGUCUUUGUAGGCACAAGGGCAAAUAGGAUUUUUGUUAUUUUAUACAUAACUCGGUAGGUUGCUGUGGAAAAUUAGCAAUUUUGGAAUGAUGGUGUAGCUGUGGUUUUAAUUGAUGUCGUUCAGAGUUGAGAGUUGGCAACUUAGAAACAUGUUUGCACUAUUAUCCUAAGACCUGGCAAUUUCUUUUAUUCCUCUGUUGAGGGACAUAAGUGUCUGGUCUUCAUCUUAAGAACCA
Molecule: messenger RNA, 3205 nt
Organism: Conger conger (European conger)
Lineage: Eukaryota; Metazoa; Chordata; Actinopteri; Anguilliformes; Congridae
Gene: cpt2
Product: carnitine palmitoyltransferase 2
Exons: 5
Coding region: 247-2262 (671 amino acids)
Biological process (GO): fatty acid beta-oxidation
Cellular component (GO): mitochondrion
Molecular function (GO): carnitine O-palmitoyltransferase activity
Source: RefSeq, a predicted model, not a curated record